CACACAUCGGAAAGCAUCGCCCGGCUGCCAGGAUGUUUUCAUAAUGCGCAUCACACGUGGUUCAUAACCGCAAUAUCUACCAGCUGAGGGCAAUGAGAAACUCGCCCAAGGAGGAACGAGAAAGAAUCCGUAAACCUUCCGUAGGUGGGACGCGCGCGAGGGUUUUAAUGCAGAGCACGAGACGAUUUCAAAUUGUAUCUCGAGCGCAUUGCCACAGAUAGAAACGUAGCGCUCGUCGUUGUUCAGCAAUUAUCGUACUCGGAAACGUUCCCCUGGUGUGUCUUCAACAGAGGAGAGGGGAUUGCCGAGCAACAUAAAUGUCUCAACAUGCAAAUAACCCUCUACUGUGAAAGUUUGUCGUCUUCUACGAGAGGAGAUACAGAGCUCGAGUCCACACACGGAAGACACACGUCUAUCUAGCGUUGGAUUGUUUCUCAUUCGCGUCUUCAAAAUGAAGAGAAGGCAAAAACGCGUUCUGCAGAUGGCAUUUCUAUUCAUGGUGGCUUUAAUUUUUCUGCCAAACGUCGGCCUUUGGUCAAUGUACAGAGAGAAGAGCCUUAUGAAGUCGCAUGAGCCAGGAGAGCAGGGCUUCCCAUUGGGCUUAAAUGAAGUACACAUUUAUACCUGGACAGACGGUUUGAGAAGAAGAGACUGGCAUGACAACGAGAGCAUCAGGAAAGACAGCCAACGUGUUGGAAAAGGGGAGCAUGGGAAACCGUAUCCGCUCGCAGAGGAUGAGUGUGAUGACUCCGUAUACAAAGAGAAUGGCUUCAACAUCUACGUCAGCAACAAUAUCGCUCUGGACCGCUCCCUUCCUGACAUCAGACAUCCAAACUGUAAGCAGAAGCUGUAUCUUGAAAACCUCCCAAACACCAGUAUUAUCAUCCCGUUCCAUAACGAAGGUUGGUCCUCUCUGCUUAGAACCAUCCACAGCAUCACCAACCGCACACCCGACCACCUGAUCGCAGAGAUCAUACUGGUAGAUGACUACAGUGACAAAGUGAACUUGGAGGCAAAGCAGACACUUUUUACCGAAGCAACUUACAUUGAUUUCAAGAGCACUGCUAAAGUGGAAGCUCUGCUGGUGUCUCUAGCUGCCAGCCUUGCUCUUCUUGAAGAUAAGCAUUUCCACCACGUCUCACUCUCUGCAAAAGAGGCCUUCCUGGGCACUCAUUAA
Molecule: messenger RNA, 1177 nt
Organism: Sinocyclocheilus rhinocerous
Lineage: Eukaryota; Metazoa; Chordata; Actinopteri; Cypriniformes; Cyprinidae
Product: polypeptide N-acetylgalactosaminyltransferase-like 6
Exons: 8
Coding region: 452-1177 (241 amino acids)
Biological process (GO): protein O-linked glycosylation
Cellular component (GO): Golgi apparatus
Molecular function (GO): polypeptide N-acetylgalactosaminyltransferase activity
Source: RefSeq, a predicted model, not a curated record